Molecule: messenger RNA, 1023 nt
Organism: Pogonomyrmex barbatus (red harvester ant)
Lineage: Eukaryota; Metazoa; Arthropoda; Insecta; Hymenoptera; Formicidae
Source: RefSeq, a predicted model, not a curated record
GAAAUCAAAAAUCGAGAGGGAACAUGCGGUUGCAAUGGCCGGCGUUUCUGCUCCUCUGCGCCGUUUCGCUCGCAAUGGCACAGGAAGUCGACCAGUGUCGACAGGGAGUCGACGAUGAGCUGAUCUGGGAUUAUAACGUCAGAAGACCGCUCCGAAUGGGUGAUUACCAAGAGGUAGAGACGGAUUACGGGCCGACCGACGUAAGAAUCACGUGCAUAUGGCUGAACUCGCUGUCCGAAAAUAAUGAUGGGGCGUGGAUCACCGCCGGUGGAAUCGGCUACAACUUCGUCAAACUCAAGUUCAGGUCGAAAUAUUCGCGAGGACUUCACUACAGAGUCCUAGUUUACGGACGGCCCACCCUGAGAAGAGGUUUACUACGGUUACCUUAACGGCUAUUUUUUUUUUAAUAAACUCUCAUAUUAGUAAUUCCUUUACGUUUGCAUGUUUGAUCAUUUUAAUUUUUUUUUGAAAUUUUUUUGAUAUUGUUAGAUAACUUAUCGUGUGUAAUAAUGGGGUAAAGCUAUGCUAUAUGCGUGUCCCAAUAGAAAGAUUUUCAACGAUAUGCGCUUCUAUCACUACUCGCUUCGAAUCCGCUCACUUAGAAAUAUAUUUGUAUAUAUUUUAUUUGCAUUAUUAUCUCGUCGGCUUUCAUCCGAAGCAGCGUGUCGCACGAAUUUUCGACACCGCGCAAUAAAUCUACAGAUAGAUUUACCACCGUUGUAAUUUAGGACGUUAACCUUUUGCGUGUCCCGAUAAUACUGACAGAAAUGGAAACGUCGUGACAGGGAAUAGAGGUACUCCUCCGAUAGUAAAUAUGUCCCCUCUCAUUCUACAUUCUGACAAAAAAGUAAUAAAAAUAUAAGUGCAAGCAAUUAGAGGUACGUUUUUUUCUAGUUUUACUACAAUAACUAAUUUUCUGUUUUGCCAUAAUUAAACGAGUAUAAGCUCCUGCUUUGCGCAUGAUAAUAUAAUAAAUCCUACACACAGAGCAUCCUCUAACUGAUAGUACAAUCAAGAUGUUGA